Rhinopithecus roxellana (golden snub-nosed monkey) is the source of this 1820-nucleotide messenger RNA. RefSeq names its product zinc finger protein 506. Gene Ontology annotation, molecular function: RNA polymerase II cis-regulatory region sequence-specific DNA binding; DNA-binding transcription factor activity, RNA polymerase II-specific. Gene Ontology annotation, biological process: regulation of DNA-templated transcription. The record is from RefSeq and is a predicted model, not a curated record. Lineage: Eukaryota; Metazoa; Chordata; Mammalia; Primates; Cercopithecidae. The transcript is spliced from 4 exons. The coding region runs from base 201 to 1475 and encodes 424 amino acids.
GUACGCAGCUGGAGCCAACAGGAAGGCUUCCGGCUUCUGGCCUUGGCGUGCCCAUUGUCUCUGGCUGCCCUCAGAGCUCCCGGUGUUGUUUUCACUGCUCUGUGGCGUCUGCUCCUAGAGGCCCAGCCUCGGUGGCCCUGUGACCUGCAGGUAUUGGGAGAGCCACAGCUAAGACGCUGGGACCCCCUGAAAGCCUAGAAAUGGGACCAUUACAAUUUAGAGAUGUGGCCAUAGAAUUCUCACUGGAGGAGUGGCAUUGCCUGGACACUGCACAGCGGAAUUUAUAUAGGGACGUGAUGUUAGAGAACUACAGAAACCUGGUCUUCCUUGGUAUUGUUGUCUCUAAACCAGACCUGAUCACCUGUCUGGAGCAAGGAAAAAAACCUUUAACUAUGAAGAGACAUGAGAUGAUUGCCAAACCCCCAGUUAUGUGUUCUCAUUUUGCCCAAGACGUUUGGUCAGAGCAGAGCAUAAAAGAUUCUUUCCAAAAAGUGAUACUAAGAAGAUAUGAAAAAUGUGGACAUGACAAUUUACAGUUAAAAAAAAGCUGUGAAAGUGUAGAUGAGUGUCCGGUACACAAAAGAGGUUAUAAUGGACUUAAACAAUGUUUGACAACCACCCAGAGAAAAAUAUUUCAUUGUGAUGAAUAUGUGAAAUUCUUGCCUAAAUUUUCAAAUUCAAACAGACAUAAGAUAAGAGAUACUGGAAAAAAACCUUUUAAAUGUAUAGAAUAUGGGAAAGCUUUUAACCAGUCUUCAACCCAUACUACAUAUAAGAAAAUUGAUACUGGAGAGAAACGCUACAAAUGUGAAGAAUGUGGUAGAGCCUAUAAGCAGUCCUCACACCUUACUACACAUAAGAAAAGUCAUACUGGAGAGAAGCCCUACAAAUGUGAAGAAUGUGGCAAAGCCUAUAAGCAGUCCUGUAACCUUACUACACAUAAGAUAAUUCAUACUGGAGAGAAACCCUACAGAUGUAGAGAAUGUGGCAAAGCUUUUAACCACCCCGCAACCCUUUUUUCACAUAAGAAAAUUCAUACUGGAGAGAAACCAUACAAGUGUGAUAAAUGUGGCAAAGCCUUUAUUUCAUCCUCAACCCUUACUAAACAUGAGAUAAUUCAUACUGGGGAGAAACCCUACAAAUGUGAGGAAUGUGGCAAAGCUUUUAACCGUUCCUCAAACCUUACUAAACAUAAGAGAAUUCAUACUGGAGAUGUACCCUACAAAUGUGAUGAAUGUGGCAAAACCUUUACUUGGUACUCAAGCCUCUCUAAACAUAGGAGAGCUCAUACUGGAGAGAAACCCUAUAAGUGUGAAGAAUGUGGCAAAGCCUUUACUGCAUUCUCAACUCUAACUGAACAUAAGAUAAUUCAUACUGGAGAGAAACCUUACAAAUGUGAAAAAUGUGGCAAAGCUUUUAACUGGUCCUCAGCCCUUAAUAAACAUAAGAAAAUUCAUAUUAGAAACCCUACAUAGCAAAGAAUGUGGAAAAUCUUUUAAAUGUUCCUCAACCCUUAAUAAGCAUAAGAUAAUUCAUACUGGAGAGAAACCCUAUGAAUGUGAUGAAUGUGGGAAAGCCUUUAACCAGCCCUCGACUCUGACUAUGAGAAUUUAUAUGGAACAUAAACCUUACAAAUAUAAAGAAUGUUACAAAGCUUUUUAAGGAAGUUCUCAACCCUUAUUACACAUAAUUUAUACUGGACAGAAACGCUGCAAGUUUGAGUUUCACUCUUGUCACCCAGGCUGGAGUGCAAUGGCACGAUCUUGGCUCAUGGCAACUUCUGCCUCCUGGGUUCAAGCCAUUCUCCUGCCUCAGCCUGC